AUAUCGCUUUUCAAAAAUAUUAUUUCCAAAAAAAAAUUACAUCUUUUAAUUUGCUUUUAUUACGCAGUGGACAAUUUAUUGGUUUCUACUCUGUACAAUCACAGGAAGGGAGAUUGAUUCUUGAGCUUCACCACACAGGCGCUCUCCAGAUAUUCCGCAAAGAGUGAUUUGCAAUUCACUCCCGUCAUCAGAAAAGUACAACUUCCAUUUCUGCGAUUAUCAUUUCAAUUCGGGUUUAUUCAUCUAGAUUCCCUUUUUUAAUUCUAGACUAAGAGAAAUGGUGAGGUUUUCUGUGGGUGGAUCAGAAGGCGAAGAAGAUAGGGAAUCCAAUAACAGAAAAAGACCCGUCUCAGAGAAUUGCCGAACCUACAUCAACGGUGGAUAUCAAGACAUAGACGAACAUGGAUCAUACUCAAUUAGAUUGUCCAACAAUAAACCUCGACCCUCUAUGACCUUCACCAAGAAGCCUCGAUUCGCCAUCCCCAGCCCCAGUCUUAGCCCCACCCCCAAGGCGGCCGCAUGCGCCACAACCUCUGCUGCUUCUCAGCAAAGAUGUAAAAUACUUGAAUAUAGACUAUUUGGUAGAAUCAAUGACGGCGAAGAAGAAGAAGAAGAUGACGAUGAGCAUGAUGGUGAUGAAGAAGAAGAACCUAUGGAGGAAAUGGAAGAAGAAGCACAUGAGUCUUCAGAUAAAGAAGAUAAAACAGAUGGGCAGCUUUCUGUGAUAUUAUCGGACCCUGAGGUGCUUGAUUGCCUCAUUUGUUUUGAACCCCUCACGCUUCCCGUCUUCCAGUGUGAGAAUGGGCAUAUAGCAUGUGCACCCUGCUGUACCAAGAUGUUAAACAGAUGUGGAAAUUGCUCUUUGCCUAUUGGUUACAACCGUUGCAGAGCCAUCGAAAAGGUUGUUGAAUCAGUCAAAAUCUCUUGUCAAAAUGCUGGUUAUGGCUGCAAACUGAAGAUAAGUUACAGUUAUAAACUUGAUCAUGAGAGAGCGUGCAUUUAUAUGCCUUGCUCAUGUCCCCAUCUUGCCUGCAACUAUGUUGGCUCCUUUGAAGCCUUGUAUACACACUCUGAGAUAAAUCAUUCAAAUUGUUCACAGCGAUUUCAUUUCAGUUUUACCGUCUCCAUUUCCUUGGACAAAAAUCAGGAACAACUCUUUCUUCAAGAUAAGACUGAAAGGACACUUUUUGUCCUUAAUCGCUCUAUCGAUCGUCUUGGAAGUUUAUUUAAUGUUGUUUGUAUUGGACCAACUUCAGCGAAGAGAAGAUACUCUUAUACUAUUACAGCAAAAGAUGGUAGAGAGAGCUCAAUCAAACUAGAGUCAGUUGCAGAUAACAUGCCAAAAUGGAUUACACACCCUCCUGGGAAAAAAUAUCUUCUGGUUCCGAAUGAUUUUGUUGGUUCUAGUGGUAGGCUCAACUUGGAAGUUAUUAUAUGGCAUCCCGAUGAAUCUCCCGUGGCAUUAAAUGCUAUAUGUAUUUGUGGAUCUUCAUGUUAUUAUUACUGGUUGAAUUGGUUUAGCUUGCUUGAAAUCAAGGACUUGACAGUCCCCUCAAUUUCUCUUCAUUCUGAUCGUUUUCUUUAUGAGGUUAUUUUUGGGCCUGAAAUAUUGAAUCAAUUACAGCACCACCGGAGUGUUCAAUUGCUUGAACUCAAGGACUUGACAGUCCCCUCAAUCUCUCUUCAUUCUGAUCGUUUUCUUUAUGAGCAUUCUUACACAGAAAGGAGCCUUUUGAUUUUCUUCUCUGUGCCCCAUGCUGCUUUCUUCCUCUAUUUUCACCUUUCACGUAUCUUAAUUUCUCUGCCUAGUAAAAAAAUGGGGAGGUCUUCGGCGCGUAGAUCUGAAGGCGGAGACAGUGAUUCAAAUAAAAAAUGGCCCGUUUAUGGAAAACGCAGAACAUACACAAAGAGUGGAGAUAGACCUAGCAAGAAAAAUACGGGAUCCUCUGUAGCUUUAUCCGGGAAUCCUCGAUUCUCCACCCCCGUAGUCACCAGCUCCUCUACCGGCGCCGAACGCGCUACUACCUCUGCCGCUCUUCAAUUAAAAGCACAACAAAGAAUACCGGGAAGACAAGAAGAACCCAUCCUAGUUAAUGAAUCUGCGGAAGGAACCGAAGAGGACUCGGAGGAAGAAAGUGAAGAGGAAACAGAGGAAGAAAGUGAAGAGCCUAAAGGAGAGUGUAGCCUUAAAAGACAGGUUUCUGUAAUAUUUCCCGACCUCGACUUUCUGGAUUGCCCCAUCUAUCUUGAACCCCUUGGGCUUCCCGUCUUUCAGUGCAAGAAUGGGCAUAUAGCGUGCAAAUCUUGCUGCACGAAGAUGAGGAACAAAUGUGGGAGUUGUUCUUUGCAGAUCGGGCUCAUUCGUUGCAGGGCCAUCGAAACGGUGAUUGAAUCAAUCAAAAUCAAAUGUCGAAAUGGUUGCUACGGAUGCCCGGAAACAAUGCUUUACAAUGAGAAACUUGGGCAUGAGGAGGCAUGCGAUUAUGUGCCUUGUUCAUGUCCUCAACUUGAUUGUGACUAUGUUGGUCCACACAUUGGAUUGCUUAAGCACAUUGAGGCAGAACAUUCAGAUUCUUGCGAGGAAUUUACUUUCGGCUGUAGCAUCGGGCUUUCUUUGAACACAAAUCAAAAGCAAAUCAUUCUUCGUGAAACAAGUGAAGGUGUAGUUUUUGUCCUCAAUCACUUCAUUGAGGAUCUUGGAAGUUUGAUCAAUGUUGUUUGUACGGGACUGACUUCAGAAAAGAGAAGAUAUUCUUAUCUUCUCACAUCAGAAGAUGGAGAGAGCUCAAUCAAAUUAGAAUCAGUUGCAGAUAACGUCCCAAAAUGGACUCUAAGCACUCCUCUGAAAAAUUUUCUUUUGGUUCCGAAGAAUUUUAUUGCUUCCAAUGAACAAAUCAAACUGAAUGUUACCAUAUACAGAAGCACCAAUGAUCCCCUGUAGUUGCAUGUGGUUCGUGAUGUGCUCCGUUAGUCUGUUUUGAUGGAUCGUCAUGGUAUCAUUAACGGUUCAUUAUGCUUCCGUGUCUAGGUUGCAGUGUUGAAAUUGUAAGGGAUAGACCUCUUUUUACUUUGACAUGGCUUAAUGGCUACUGCACUUAUUUUGUUACUUCUGCAUAUUAAUGCUUCUAGGCUUCUUUCUUGCA
This is a messenger RNA of Olea europaea var. sylvestris, 3143 nucleotides long. RefSeq lists its product as uncharacterized. Bases 278 to 2941 code for a protein of 887 amino acids. NCBI's taxonomy places the organism in Eukaryota, Viridiplantae, Streptophyta, Magnoliopsida, Lamiales, Oleaceae. The record is from RefSeq and is a predicted model, not a curated record. The transcript has 9 exons. Gene Ontology annotation, molecular function: zinc ion binding.